Molecule: messenger RNA, 2061 nt
Organism: Owenia fusiformis
Lineage: Eukaryota; Metazoa; Annelida; Polychaeta; Sabellida; Oweniidae
Source: the annotation of a GenBank genome assembly
GACCACUUCUCUCAUUCUCAAUUGUAAGUAAAAGAAAACAUGCAUAUUUAGCUUAGUUGAGCCCGGAUUAGAGUCAGAUCGAUGUGACUUUGGAAGUUUGGAAUUUACCUUUCACACGUCUUGAAUUAGAUGGAAAUUCCGGCCAGGGGAAAUUCCCACUUAUUCCCAGGGAAUCUGCAUUAGAUCUUAUUCGAGUCUCUAGCCAAAUUACUGUGGCCGAAGAAUAAGAUAUAGAGACGGCCUAGUGGCCAUCAUGCCAUACGUAUGUCUUCUAUACAUGUAGAUGGCUUGCCAGAAUUUGUUCAGCUAGACGAUAAAUACAAUUGUUUACAAUGCAAGAAAGUUCUCCAGGGAGCAAUGCAAACUGCCUGCGGGCACAGAGUUUGUGAAAGACACAUUGAUGAAGCUAUUCAAGAAGGAAAGAUAUAUUAUUGUCCUGGUGGAGAACCUGAUUGCCUAGAAAUAGAUUCAGUAAACAGACAAGUGACCGUCAACCCCGAUUUUUGCGCUCGAACUGAAAUCUCAAAAUUGCCAGUAUACUGUACUUUCCACGAAAAUGGCUGCAGUGAUACUGUUCCAUGGAGAAAUUUAAAAAAACACCUGGAAGAAUGCCUUUACAUCAUAAUGGAUUGCCCAAAUCAGGAGAAUGGAUGCCAAGAAAAACUUUUGAAGAAAGACUUAAAGGAUCAUGUAGAGCAAAAUUGUAAAUUUCGGAAAGAAGCAUGUCCAUACUGCCAAGAAGAAUUCAUUAUUGCUAUUAUUCAGAAUCACAUGACAAAUGAGUGUCCACAGGUUCCCAUUACUUGCCCAUAUGGGUGUGCAUCGGCUGCAUUUCCAAGGGGCGACAUUUCAUCGCAUGAGGCAGAGUGCCCAGUGGCCCCUAAACAAUGUAGAUACAGUGCUUUGGGGUGUACUUUCAAGGGAAACAAAGAUGAACUAGAGACACACCAUACAGAAUUUAACACUCAUUUGGGCACAUUUGCUGUUUAUAGUGCAGAAUAUGCGUUGAAAACAUCCCAACUUGUGAAUCAAUUUGAAAAUCUGAAAUCAGAAAAUGACAAACAAAAGUAUGAAUUGGAGGAAUUCAAAAAAGAGAAUGAAACCCUAAAAAAGAGUUUGGAAUCAACACAGACCAGGCUUAAAAGCAUGCAGGUGAUGUUGGUGAAACAUGGCGAAACGGUGAUUCGUCUUGAUGAAGAUGUUAAAAAAGGAGGAGUUGCAGAUCCACAGAGUAUUAAAGCUUCUUUACUCUCUGAAACAAAAUCUUUAGAAGAGAGAAUACAACAACUUGAGGUUGGGACAAGCUAUGGAGGUACCUCCACUGGGUCAUCAGAAAACCUCGAUGGCAUAAAAAGCCAACUGCGUCAACUAGACCGUCUAGUCGGGUAUCACGAUCUACGAUUAGCUGAACAAGAUCUUCGUCUUGACGUCAAUGAUUGUAUCUGCUAUGAAGGCUACAUGCUUUGGAAGAUAACAAAUUAUGCUAAGCGAAAACAGGAUGCUAUCAAUGGGAAGACCUUGAGCUUGUACAGUCCCCCUUUCUACACCAGUCGAUACGGUUACAAAAUGUGCGGGAGAGUGUACUUGAAUGGAGAUGGAAUUGGCAAAGGCACUCAUGUAUCCAUCUUUUUUGUGCUCAUGAAGGGAGAAUACGAUUCCUUGCUCGAGUUUCCAUUCAGACAGAAGAUCACGCUGCAAAUGAUGGACCAAUCAUCAGACAGACGCCAUCUACAGGAUGCUUUCAGACCAGAUCCAACAAGUUCUUCUUUCAAACUUCCAGUCAAAGACAUGAACAUCGCAUCAGGGUGUCCACUGUUUGUGCGACAGGAAACACUGGAACAAGGUGGAUACCUUAAAGAUGAUUGCAUCAUUAUCAAGGUGGCUGCAGACUUAAACGAUCCCCCAUUGGUGCCAAUAUGAAUAUGAUAUAAGGGUAGAUCCAAUGAAACUAGUCAUAAAGAAUCUCUGAAAAUAUACUAACAUACUCAUUAUUUAUUAUUAAUUUAUUGACUUGUAUUGAUACAUUUAUUUUUGCUACAAAAUCAUAUAAUUAUUUAUUAU